Messenger RNA from Drosophila teissieri, 910 nucleotides. It is a transcript of the gene SmD3, whose product is annotated as small nuclear ribonucleoprotein Sm D3. The transcript is spliced from 2 exons. The record is from RefSeq and is a predicted model, not a curated record. The coding region runs from base 306 to 761 and encodes 151 amino acids. Gene Ontology annotation, cellular component: U5 snRNP; commitment complex; SMN-Sm protein complex. Gene Ontology annotation, molecular function: RNA binding. NCBI's taxonomy places the organism in Eukaryota, Metazoa, Arthropoda, Insecta, Diptera, Drosophilidae. Gene Ontology annotation, biological process: spliceosomal snRNP assembly; RNA processing.
UUUAUGACGUUACCAAAUUGCAGUUGUUUAUUUUAAAGCGAUUAGAUACGCGCGCGUCUUAUCGAAAACCCGAUAAGCUGUGUCCGAUAGUCACGCAGCGAAUGCAGCCCUGCGCUCACGCGUUAAUUUCACCACAAGAUGGCCGCCGGCAGCUGUCAAAGCGGCAGCACACACACAGACAGACACUCGGCGUAAACGUUUGCGCAAAGAAAAGCGGAGAAGAAAUUUAGCGGCUUCGUAAAAAAAACAGUGAAAAAUCUAUAGUAAACCAACAAGAACAGGCAACAACAUAAAACCAAGCAAACAUGUCGAUCGGAGUUCCCAUUAAAGUGCUGCACGAGGCCGAAGGCCACAUAAUUACUUGCGAAACGAUCACCGGCGAGGUGUACCGCGGCAAACUAAUCGAGGCGGAGGACAACAUGAAUUGCCAGAUGACCCAGAUCACGGUAACCUACCGCGACGGACGCACCGCCAACCUGGAGAACGUCUACAUCCGCGGCUCCAAGAUCCGAUUCCUCAUACUGCCCGACAUGCUGAAAAAUGCCCCGAUGUUCAAGAAGCAGACGGGCAAGGGACUUGGUGGGACGGCGGGACGGGGCAAGGCGGCCAUUCUGCGCGCACAGGCUCGUGGCAGAGGAAGAGGAGGACCUCCGGGCGGCGGAAGAGGCACUGGUGGACCACCAGGAGCUCCGGGCGGCAGCGGCGGACGUGGAGCAUGGCAGGGAGGACCAACCGGCGGUCGAGGACGCGGCGGCCUGUAGGAACUGCCUACCGAACAACGCAUUUCUAUUCUCUAAGUUGCGGGCACUAUAUUAUUAACGGGCGGGUCGAACUUCUCCGGAUAUUUUGUAAAGUAUUUAUCAGGCAGAGAAGCCAAGAAUACAGAGAAACUUGAAUUUGAAUUUGAAAA